Aspergillus japonicus CBS 114.51 is the source of this 579-nucleotide messenger RNA. Its product is annotated as cell wall mannoprotein 1 family protein. Gene Ontology annotation, cellular component: extracellular region. The coding region runs from base 1 to 579 and encodes 192 amino acids. The record is from RefSeq and is a predicted model, not a curated record. NCBI's taxonomy places the organism in Eukaryota, Fungi, Ascomycota, Eurotiomycetes, Eurotiales, Aspergillaceae. The transcript has a single exon.
AUGAAGCUCUCCAUCUUCUCCGUCCUCACCCUCGGCCUCGCCGCAGGCACCCUAGCCGCGCCCACACGGGUGGAGCGCGACCUGCCGACCAUCACAAGCGUGCUCUCCGGCAUCGGCACCAAGGUCGACGCGUUGGGGUCGGCCAUCCAAGCCUACGGUGGCGGCGAUGUGACCAAAGUCCAACAGGCGUCCGACAACUUGGUUACAGCGAUCAACAACGGCAACAGCCAGGUCAGCGGCACGGGGGCGCUCAGCUCCGGCGACGCGCUGGGGCUGCCGGGCCCCGUCAACGACCUUAAGAACAAGAUCGCCACCGUCAUUACCAAGCUCGACGGCAAGAAGUCCCUGAUCGUCCAGGCGGGCAAGGGCGCCCAGACCUACAACGACCUGACCCAGCAGAAGGCCGCCGCCAAGAAGCUGUCCGACACCAUCGUCUCCAAGGUGCCCCAGGAGCUGCAGGGCCUGGCUGGCACCGUCGCCGGCGGCAUCUCUGAUGCCAUUGAGACGGGCGUCAAGGACUUUGCCGAUCAGGCUCCCAGGAGCAAGCGAGGGGUGGAGGCGGUUGCUGUUGCGGUUUGA